CGAGCAUUCCAACCCUUCUCCUCUCCGUCGCCGCAGAUCCACCGCCGCCCGACGCCGAUGGGCUGCCUGCUGGCGCUCACCGACGACCUCCUCGCGGACAUCCUCGUCCGCUUGCCCACCCCGGCGGACCUCGCGCGCGCCUCCGCCUCCUCCGCCUCGCUCCGUCGCGUCGUCUCCUCCCCGCGGUUCCUCCGCCGCGUCCGCUCCCUCCACGCCCCGCCCCCGCUCGGCGUCUUCGUCCCCGACGACGCCGCCGGAUUCUACCCCGCCCUCCCUCCCAAUCCCACGGCCCGCCCCGCCCGCGCGCUCGCCCUCGCCGCCGACUUCUCCUUCGCCUUCCUCCCGCCCCCCGCGGGCGCCUGGCUCGUCCGCGACCACCGCGACGGCCGCUUCCUCCUCGACCGCGCCGCGCCCGCCGGCUCCACGGCCUUCACCGAGGUCGCCGUCUGCGACCCGCUCUUCCGGCGCUGCCUCCUGCUCCCGCCCAUCCCCGACGCCCUCGCCGCCUCCGUCGAGAACCCCUACCUCCAGCGCGGCGGCGACGACGGAGGGCUCCAGUCGCGCAGCAACGAGAUCUUCCUGGCUUCUCGCGGCAGCGACGACCGCGGCGAGGAGCUGCCGUUCGCCGUCAUCUGGAUGGCCUGCUGCCGCGGCAAGCUGGUCGCCUUCUCCUUCUGCUCUGGAUCUCGGGAAUGGAGCGCGCUUUCGCCGCCGGUGCACCACGCGCUGAGCAUGCGCAGGGUCAUGGGUGUCCGACUGGGGCAACGCAACCAUGCCCAUGGGUGCUUCUACUGGAUGAUAACUCUCACCAGGAGGUGGCUCGUGCUGGACGCCCGCAAAAUGGAGUUCUCCAUCCUCGACAUUUCGCCUGUCCUGGCAGGCCGCUCGAUGAUGUUCAGCAAUCAGAUCACCACUCUGGAGUCAGGAGAAGGCAGGACAACCGUCGUGGUCUCGGAUCUUUUCCGGGCCGAUAAAAGAUGUGUCCUCUACUUUUAUUCGUUCAUGCAUUUCAGUGACCGGUGGCAGCUGCAGAACAAAAUCACAUUGCCUGAGGAAUGGGGAGACCGGUUUCGAGGCAUCAUAGGUGCAUUUGAGGGCUGCUUAUAUAUAAAGCUAGAUCAUCCAAAGCAGAACUUGGGAGAUCCUGUUGACCAAAAUGUCACAUACUUUUGGUUCGAUGUCAAGACUAUGCAGGUUGGUAGGUUCACUGAGAUAAGUUCUGCUACUGUGAAUGAAGCCUACCUUUACACAGGGUUUCCCCCAUCAUUGUCACUUCCAAGUGUUUGAUCCGAUGGAUGACUGAUUUCUGGAUUGGCUGGUUUCUUGGAGCAGGAAAAGGGCAAAUGAGGAAUGUGUCACUCUUUACGGCCUCAUUUUCUCAGUUACUAGCAUUCUUGUGUCAGUACAACUGUUAUGAGAAAUUGCUGAAACCUUGGGAGUUGGGAAUAGAAGAGAAUUUGUUUUUGACAAACACCAAUUCAAGAAGAUUUGGAUGGACCAUUUAAUGUUUUAUUGUCCUCAUACAGUCAUAAGCAGUUAUGUGUCACAGAUAGGUUCUGAUUUGAGUCCUUACCGAUGUUGGAUGGACCAUUCUACUUUGCAGGGUGUAGUACUCUAUCUGUAUACAUUUACGCGAAAUGCCAGAGGUACUAGCAGUAUUUAAAAAGGUCAUGAUCUAGGCGAGGAAUGGAUGGAGUCCAUGUUUUGCUAAAAGACAUGGGCUCUUCACUCUGACAAGGAAACCGUGCAGGGUGGUGCUUCUACUAGAUUGUUUCUCAUGUGGAAAUGUGUUGUACCCAUAGAUACUCAAAGAAUGGGGUUCACCAUCUUGAAAAUCUUGUAUACACUGUCAGGCUAUGUAACUGUAUUCGGUAAUCAUAUCAUUUCACAGAAGUCAGGAGAAAGUCCUUA
Molecule: messenger RNA, 1911 nt
Organism: Hordeum vulgare subsp. vulgare (domesticated barley)
Lineage: Eukaryota; Viridiplantae; Streptophyta; Magnoliopsida; Poales; Poaceae
Exons: 2
Coding region: 58-1287 (409 amino acids)
Molecular function (GO): protein binding
Source: RefSeq, a predicted model, not a curated record